Molecule: messenger RNA, 1071 nt
Organism: Penicillium daleae
Lineage: Eukaryota; Fungi; Ascomycota; Eurotiomycetes; Eurotiales; Aspergillaceae
Product: Phospholipase/carboxylesterase/thioesterase
Exons: 2
Coding region: 1-1071 (356 amino acids)
Biological process (GO): protein depalmitoylation
Cellular component (GO): cytoplasm
Molecular function (GO): palmitoyl-(protein) hydrolase activity; carboxylic ester hydrolase activity
Source: RefSeq, a predicted model, not a curated record
AUGGCUCGGAAGCCAUACCCCACCCCGCUGGUCAUCCCGCCGCUAAGGGGGGAGCAUACACAUACCAUCAUCUCCCUUCAUGGGAGAGGUAGCAACGCCGAGCGUUAUGGCUAUGAGCUUCUCAAGUCUGCGAAUCUACAAGCUCGACUCCCGACAGUGGAAUUCAUCUUCCCCACUGCAAGGAAACGGCGGUCAACAAUCCUCAAACGGACCCCUAUCAAUCAGUGGUUCGACAACUAUUCCCUCGAAGACCCAGGGCAGAGAACGGAACUACAAAUUGAGGGACUCUGUGAGACUGCUGAAUUUAUUCACGAUUUUGGGCGAAGGGGGUUAUGGAAAGGUCAUCCUGUGGGGGCCUGUGCGGCUUGCAUUUUCACGCUUUUGGGGGGCUACGACGACUCCGAUGAGGAAAAGACUCUUGGAGCUUUCAUUGGAUUGAGUGGAUGGCUGCCUUUUGAACAGCAACUGAGGGAUAUCCUUCGAUGCCAUGAUAACCCGAUCUUCAGCCAAGAUGAUCAUCCCGAAACACAAUCAGACGAUUCUGACACAGAAGAUGACGAGGUCUCCGAGGAAGAGACUGAUAGUGAUGAAGAGCCAGACGUACAUGCAGACGCAUUUUCUGAUAAAUCAGAUGAUGACCUUUUCCAACGAAGCAGUUCCUCGCAUGACAACUUCGACGUUUUCGAGAAAGGCGAGGAAGAAGCAGCGCCCUUGGUCGUCCAAGCAGUCAACCAUAUCCGAGACAUCCUCGAUCUUCCCAUGAUUUCCGCAGAUGAGGGAUCAUCACAGAACGAAUUGUCAGCAAAAGGGUUGCACCAUCUUCAAACGCCUGUAUUCCUUGGACAUGGCUCAAAAGAUCCAAAGGUUUCCGUGAACCUUGGCGAAAAGAUGUCUCAUGUUCUGUCAACUGGUCUAGGCAUGGAUGUGACAUGGAAAGCUUAUGAGGGAUUGGGGCACUGGUAUCGCGUUGAGGAUGAAAUUCAAGAUAUUUUGAAUUUUCUUCAGAGUCAUGUCGGUCUACCGGUGGAACCCGAGGUAUCUCUGCCAAAAGCUGAGGGUGAGACUAUGUGA